Molecule: messenger RNA, 1106 nt
Organism: Phascolarctos cinereus (koala)
Lineage: Eukaryota; Metazoa; Chordata; Mammalia; Diprotodontia; Phascolarctidae
Product: cathelicidin-related antimicrobial peptide Bf-CRAMP-like
Biological process (GO): defense response to Gram-negative bacterium; defense response to Gram-positive bacterium; antimicrobial humoral immune response mediated by antimicrobial peptide
Cellular component (GO): extracellular region
Molecular function (GO): lipopolysaccharide binding
Source: RefSeq, a predicted model, not a curated record
CAACAGACUGAAAUACAGUAGAGAGGCCCAGGCAAUGGACGAGGACCCCUGUUGCCCAACAGAACAGAGGAGAGAGGACAUAAAAGGAACUGGCUGAGGGUCAGUGAGGCAGAGGAAGGAGGAUGGAGCCCCUCAGGAAGCUGCUGCUGUUGGCCAGUGCCGCCGCUGUCCUCCCAACACGAGUUUUGCCUCAGCCCUCCCUAAGCUAUGAGAAGGCCCUGUCUGCAGCCAUUUACUUCUACAACCAGGGACCUGGGAGAGAGAAUGCGUUCCGGGUAUUUCAAGUCCACUCUUUUCCAUCCAUUCAGCCUCUCCAAGAGCAAACCCAGAAGUUUCUGAGUUUUACCUUGAAGGAAACUGUGUGUCCAGUGACUGAGGAGCUCCUGCUGGACCAGUGUGACUUUAAAACAGAUGGGCUGGUGAAAGAAUGUCAAGUCUCAGUAUCUAAUGAACAGGACAUGGCUGCCAUCAUCCUUACUUGUAACCAAGUGCCCCCAGAGCCACUUCGCUUCAAAAGAAUACGUUGCCUAAACGGAAGGAAAUGCAACUAUCAUAACUUGCUUCUUACAAUCGUACCUCAUUGGAGGAUACCAAAGGGCAAGUAAAUCUAGCUUAUCCUGAUCUGCUGUAUCCCUAGUACAGCCAUCAAAUGCCUUCCCCCUGGCAUUAUUUACCUUAUUUUCCAUUACCUUCUUCCAGCAAGACAUAAUGAUGAGUAAUAGGGAAUGGUCCACCUCAGAAGGCAUCUCCCCUUGUUGAAAGGGAUGAGGAACCUGUUUCCUGGAGAUCUGUGAUGACUUGUGAUGUAAAUGCCUUACAGUACCUAUGGAGAUAUAUAGACAUGCUGUUAUUGUUUGUGGACUGCUGAGUCAUGUGGUUCAGAGGAGCUUUUGUGAUUGGCUAUGUAUCAGGAGCUGAGAAUGUCCUCCAAAGGCCUUAGCCUCUGCCAUUUUUCUUUAGCCUCUCUCUCUUAGUUGCACUAAGAUAUCUCCCUCCCAGUGGGAGAGCUCAUUUAAUCUGUAUAUUGUUGGGUAUAUUCUAACCUGUAUCAUUGCUCUGAUUUCUGUUUUCUAUCUGAUUAGAUAAAAGAGCUUAUUUGAUGUUCA